Molecule: messenger RNA, 1857 nt
Organism: Scatophagus argus
Lineage: Eukaryota; Metazoa; Chordata; Actinopteri; Scatophagidae
Product: transmembrane protein 60-like
Exons: 3
Coding region: 234-635 (133 amino acids)
Source: RefSeq, a predicted model, not a curated record
AGGACCAAUUGGCUUCUCGGACGGGCGGGACGAACAGAGAUAACGGACCGAAAUUCCCCCCGUCUGUUAUUGUUAAUAGACACCUAUGUUGAUCAUUAUGUGAAUUAUUAUAAUAAACGUUAUGAUUUUUGAUUUACGCCAUAACGGGAGGCGAACGUGCUGGGAACCAACCUCGAAAUAUCGUGAACGUCUCUUCGUCGUUUUCUUGCUCUAAUCUGUCUCCAGGCAGUGAGAUGUCUCUGGCUCAGAGGGUUUUGUUGACCUGGGUCUUCACCCUGGUCUUCCUCAUCAUGCUAGUACUCAAACUGGACGGGAAGGUGCAGUGGAACUGGUUCCUCAUCUUCCUCCCAGUGUGGGUCUUUGACGGCAUCCUCAUCCUCAUGCUCGCCAUCAAGAUGGCAGGCCGUUGCAAACCUGGUUAUGACCCACGCAACGGCUCUCCGGACUUGCGCCUGCGUGCCUGGUAUCUGACGGCCAUGCUGCUCAAGCUGGGCUUCUGCCUGACGCUGUGCGCCAAGCUGGAGAAGCUGGCAGAUGUAAAGCUGACCUUUGUGUGCAUACCACUGUGGACCAUGUUACUGGGGGCGCUGGUGGAGCUGGGGCUGAAUAUCUUCCCUGAGAGGAGAGAGGCCUAAGAGGGAUUAAACGUCUGCUUCAGAGCUCGGUGAAUGAAUCAUUACACCAUAAUUGCUGAGCAUAGUUUUGUGCUUGUAUGACCAUGACUCUGUGAAACCGGAGCUUUUGCUUUGGCCUGAUUAGAGAGGAGAAGGAAACAAAUCAUCACCUCAGACAUUGGUAUUCAUCUUAAGAAAAAUGUGGUCAGACCUCAGCGGAGUACACUGUAAGGACUUCAACAAGGCAAGGACUCUGAGCAACUGAGGAGCUGCUAAUAAAUGUGUCACAAUCCAUCCAUUUAAAUUGACCAAUAAAGCUCCAAAAUGGCUUUAUUUUCUUGAUCAAGACAAAGAAUGCCAUAAGAGGAGCAACUGUACAUGUAUAAGACUACUGUGAAGCCUACACUGGGAGAAUCAUUAACAUCCUUUAAUAUUUGCUUGUUUUGAACUCAAGAUGUUCAGUAUUGGUUACUAGUGUUUAUGUUCACGGUUUUCACAGCUGCUUUGCUAAAGAACUGGAGGAAGUGAACAGCAUUUGGUGUAUUUUGACUCCACUUCUUUGAUUUAAGCUGCAAAACCUAAACUGUAACUGUCGGUACCAGAAUCACGGAGUGUAAAUUUUCUUACAUAUGCUUUAGAUAUUGUGUGGUACUUCUUCUUUUCAUUCCUAAGCUGAGGGGAGUAGCUGGCCAAAUAUUAUUUCGCAAGUUAUAAAUUAACUUUAGCGGUGUUCAUGACAACAGUUUGGUUUUGGCUGCAAGCACAGAAUUAUUUGCUAACAUAAGCUAAUUUAAGAAAUUGCAUAAAGGCAUCUUAGAACAACUUUUUGCCACAGGCCACCUCCUCUGCUCUGUACAAGGUCUCUGUUGUCAUCAUGUAAAUCAUCAGACCCAUGAAAAUGAGUAAACUGUUAGGUACAGAGGUCCAAAGUCACUGGAAACAAACCCCUAACAUGUAUCAUAACUGGUGACCAAAGUGAUAAACAUUCAGAUAAAUAUAGAAAAAAAUUUAUUUAAUCAAAAGAGUAUAAAAAUAAGACAGAGGCCAUUAGAAUUUUUAAUCCUGGCAGGUUCUGGUUGUGUCAUUUUUUCAUAUACCAACUGUUUGGUGCCAUUUGAUUGUAUUUCAAGUACAUUCUUUGCAUUAUUUUUGCACUAUGUAGAAACAAGAAGGUAAUGGUGUUUGGACAUUGAAAUGAUUUGAUAAUUCAUGCAUGUCUUGUAAAUAAAUAAAUGGUUCUUCU